AUGAGUGCCGUACAACAACAUCAAUCGUCGAUUGUUAGUCCUGAAGAAGUAGCAUCAGCAAUGAAUGCUGCAUUUGCCGAAUUUCUUGCUGUCGAACCAGCUGCUGCAGCCGCUGCUCUUCUUAUUCAUCAUCAACAAAAUGUUAAUCCUACAACAUUAAAUGAUUUUCUUAUUAAUGGAACUACGCAUAAUAAUAAUGAUUUAUCAAGAAAUGGUCGACCACCAACACCUUAUGCUGUUACUACGCACACAUACAGUGAUUCACCUUCAUCCUCAAAUUCAUCAUCGUCUACAACGACAAAUUCAACAACAACAACAACUUUACCACGUUAUAAAACUCUACUUGAUAAAUUUACUCCAACAAUACCUUCAUCUUUACCUACAAAUGAUCAACAGUCAACAACUAUAACUACUGCUUCGUCAAUUGUAUCAAAUAGUAAUACUCUCAUUCGUAAUUAUUAUGAAAAUUUAUGUAAUAAUUCCUCAGCAUCAAAUUCAGUAACAUCUUCAACGUCAACAAAUAAUCGAAAAAAACGUUCUAUAUCAAAUGAAUACGAUUUUUCAUCAACAAAUUCAACAAUAAAUGAUGGUCGUAGUUUACCGAAACGAUUUCGUCCAAUACAAACAACAACAACAGUAUCUUCUCGUCAAUUACAAGUUCAAGAAUGUUCAUCAGAUGAUGAUGAUAAUGAUACAUUUAAUAAUUCUACUCGACGAUUUUUAUCAUCAGCAUCAACAACAAAUAAUGAUUUGGCAUCAUCACGUGCUACCGCUGCAGCAUGUAUUGCUGCUGCUGUUACAGCUUCACUUUAUGAUGAAUCAAAUGGAAUGGAUACACAAAGACGACAAACAACAACAACAACAACAACAGUGACAGCAAGUGUUGAAUCAAGUGAUGAUAGUGAUGAAGAAGAUGAUGACGACGAUGAUGACGAUGAUGAUGAUGAAGAAGAUCCAUCAAAUACUUUAUUUAGUCAAGGACCUUCGACAUCAUUAUUAUCGAAUAGUAAUAGUAUCAUUGUUGAUCAAACAAAACAAGAUUCAUUGUUACCGUCAAAUAUAACAACAAAUACGAAUCAUUUUCGAUCUACUCAUCAUCAACAACAAUCAAGACCGAUAACUUAUUAUCCAACACUUUAUUCUAAUCAACAACAGUAUCAACAUCAACAGCAACAACAACAGCAGCAGCAGCAACAACAACAACAACAACAAACAAUGGUGAUAACACCAACAGUGCCUCCAACCUAUCCUCGACAACUUCUAUCAUCUCGAAGACAUCCUUUACCUACACCAAUUCCAACUAAUUCUUCAUGUUCAUGUUCUCAUCGUACUCCUAAUACGUCCACAGUAGUGACACCGUCAAAUGGAUCAAAUUCAGCUACAUCUAUAUCGCCUUUUAUUGUUUAUCCUCCUAAUCAAACACCGAACGUUAUACCAACAUUAACUGCAACAACUCAACAAACUGUUGCUCUUGCUGCUGCUGCUGCCAGUGCUGUUGCUCUUGCUUCACUACCGCAACCUCCACCCGUUCAACAUCUUCAUUUUCAUCAUCAUCAUCAUAAUCAUAAUCCAGCUCAUUUACGUCAUCAAUAUCGUCAAUACUUAACAUCUGAAUUACGUCGUCAACGUCUUAGUUCAUUUCAACAUCAAGCAUCACCAACAAUUUCAUCACCAACCACAACAAUACUUACUGCUAAUCAACAAUUACAUGCUAUUCUUACACAUCCAACAGCAGCAACAACAACAACAAAUAAUAAUAUUCAUGCUCAUUUAACAAUUCAACCAGCAACAACGGCAACAUCAUCAACUAAUACAUAUAAUUUGACAUUAGGUACAAAUAAUCCUAGUAUGCAUGUUGCAAUAAAUACUACAACACAAAAUAAUCAAUGGCCAUCAACUCCUUUAUUAUUUCGUCCAUUUCGUAAUCCACUUCUUCUACGUAGUCAUCAUCAUCAUCACCAUCAUCAUCCAUUUUUAAAUAGUGAACGUGCUGAACAUGUUGUGGAAGAAUUAUUACGUAUGGAAGAGCAAUUAAAUGGUUUAAAUAAUGGUGGCAAUAUAGGUGCAAAUCAAGAACAUAUUAAUGCUCGAACAUUAUCAUAUAAAUAUGAAAAACGAACGAUUUUAACUGAUGAAAAAUGUACUAUAUGUUUAUGUGAAUUUGAUCAUAAUGAUGAUGUACGCCGUUUACCAUGUAUGCACCUAUUUCAUAUUGAAUGUGUUGAUAGAUGGUUAACUCAAAGUAAACGAUGUCCAAUAUGUCGUAUUGAUAUUGAUUUUCGAGGAGAUUUUGGAGAUUAUGUUUGUUAA
Adineta steineri is the source of this 2310-nucleotide messenger RNA. The record is from the annotation of a GenBank genome assembly. NCBI's taxonomy places the organism in Eukaryota, Metazoa, Rotifera, Eurotatoria, Adinetida, Adinetidae.